This is a messenger RNA of Rana temporaria (common frog), 1524 nucleotides long. RefSeq names its product whey acidic protein-like. Gene Ontology annotation, molecular function: peptidase inhibitor activity. The transcript has 9 exons. Bases 240 to 1358 code for a protein of 372 amino acids. Gene Ontology annotation, cellular component: extracellular region. Gene Ontology annotation, biological process: innate immune response; antibacterial humoral response. The record is from RefSeq and is a predicted model, not a curated record. NCBI's taxonomy places the organism in Eukaryota, Metazoa, Chordata, Amphibia, Anura, Ranidae.
AUAUUAGAGAUGUACAGUGGAAUACAGGCUUUAUUGCAGCACCUCCAGGGAUUUACACAUAAGGCAUUAGGCUUUCGCAAGAUGGAUCUGAUGUUACCAAAGGGAUAGAUUAUUGUGAAAUUGGGGCAACAAUAAGAGAUAGUGACAGGUUUCUGGCACAGCCCGACAUCUCUUCCUUCUAGAAUACAGAUAUAAAGACCAUCCACAGAUUACGGAUUUAUUCCAUCCAGACUGCAAACAUGAGAUUGGCGGGACUGACACUAUCGAUCCUCCUGGGGGUGCUACUGCUCCAAGUGGUGACUGCAGUGAGAGAGAAACCGGGCAUUUGUCCCGUGGGUAAUACCUUUGCAGGAUGUAGGCUCCCCAUCCCCAGGAGUUGUGACACAGACUCAGAAUGUUCCGGGAAAAAGAAGUGCUGUGGCAUCGGCUGUUCUUAUAAAUGCUGGGAACGUGGCAUGGUGGAGAAAUUGGGCACCUGUCCCUGGGUUAAUACCCAUUUACCAUGUAGGGGCCCCAACCCCAGGAGUUGUAAUUCAGACUCGGAUUGUCGCGGGACAGAGAAGUGCUGUGACACAGGCUGUUCUUUUAAAUGCCAGGAACCCACCGUGGAGGAGAAACCGGGCACCUGUCCCGUGGUAAAUACCCAUUUACCAUGUAGGGGCCCCAACCCCAGGAGUUGUCGCGCAGACUCGGAUUGUCUCGGGGCAAAGAAGUGCUGUGACGCAGGCUGUUCUUUUAAAUGCCGGGAACCCACCGUGGAGGAGAAACCGGGCACCUGUCCCGUGGUUAAUAGCCAUUUACCAUGUAGGGGCCCCAACCCCAGGAGUUGUCGCGCAGACUCGGAUUGUCUCGGGACAAAGAAGUGCUGUGACGCAGGCUGUUCUUUUAAAUGCCGGGAACCCACCGUGGAGGAGAAACCGGGCACCUGUCCCGUGGUUUAUACCCAUUUACCAUGUAGGGGCCCCAACCCCAGGACUUGUCGCGCAGACUCGGAUUGUCUCGGGACAAAGAAGUGCUGUGACGCAGGCUGUUCUUUUAAAUGCCAGGAACCCACCGUGGAGGAGAAACCGGGCACCUGUCCCGUGGUUAAUACCCUUUUACCAUGUAGGGGCCCCAACCCCAGGACUUGUCGCGCAGACUCGGAUUGUCUCGGGGAAAAGAAGUGCUGUGACGCAGGCUGUUCUUUUAAAUGCCAGGAACCAGUGGUGGAGAAACCGGGCACCUGUCCCGUGAAUAAUGCCUAUGCAGGAUGUAAACCUCCCAUCCCCAGGAGUUGUAAUUCAGACUCGGAUUGUCUCGGGAAAAAGAAGUGCUGUAUGAUCGGCUGUUCUUAUAAAUGCUGGGAACGUGGCAAGUGAAGUCACAACAGGACGAGACAAGUCACAAGGUCUUCCAGAUGAUGAGAACGGCCUUAGUUCUUCUCUCCCAUGGGGACAUCACACUGUCAAUGCCUAAUAAUGACUAAUAAAUAACUAAUGACUAAUGUCAAUGACUAAUAAAUGAUCAUUCCAAUCUACACCAUGA